AUGUUUGAGAAGGUGAUGUCGAGCUUUCGGAGUCUCAUGGAUCCCCCACUGUUUGCUCGCUAUAUGAUUUGUUUGAAAACAUUUCUGGAUUCUUUGGUGGAGGAGGCCUCUUUGCGAUCUGCCAAAUCCAUCCCAAGUCUCGAGAAAUAUCAGUUGCUCCGGAGAGGGACAGUUUUCGUUGAAGGAGCCGGAGGCAUUAUGUGUGAGUUUUGCAUGGAUCUCAAGCUGGAUAAGGGUAUGGUUGAAUCUCCAGAUUUUGUAGCAUUUGUCAACGCAGUGGCUGAUCAUGUUCUCUUCUCCUUCCGACACGAGAUGAAAAUCAAGUGCUUCCACAACUAUCUCUGUGUCAUCUUUUGCCACAGCCCGAAUAAUGCAAGCUUUCAAGAGGCUGUCGACAAAGUAUGCAAAAUGAUCCAGGAGACCGAAGCCAAGAUCCUUCAACUCCAAAAGAAGCUGAUGAAGAUGGGCGAGGAAACUGGGAACAAAGACCUGGUGGACUAUGCAACAUGGUAUCCUUGUUUUACAUCUGGACAUCUCCGCUGGGUGUAUGUCACAGGACGCUACCAUGGGCUUGACAAUCCGCUGCUGAACGCCAUCUGGAGCCAUGGCAAACGUCUAUUCGAGUGUCGAGAGGCUGGUGGCCAAAGAGCUGCUCACGAAUCUACGGCUCCACCGUCUUCCACUGGUGAUGCAACAACUCAAAAUGUUAAAGGUGGAUCGGGAGCCACGAGCUACUUUCGCGAUGGAAGGCGAUGA
Molecule: messenger RNA, 756 nt
Organism: Selaginella moellendorffii
Lineage: Eukaryota; Viridiplantae; Streptophyta; Lycopodiopsida; Selaginellales; Selaginellaceae
Product: (E)-2-epi-beta-caryophyllene synthase-like
Exons: 2
Coding region: 1-756 (251 amino acids)
Source: RefSeq, a predicted model, not a curated record